UGUGGAAGGGAAAGGGGUGGGUUGGGUUGGGGUUGGGGUUGGGUUGAGAUUGGGGGCUGGAGAACAGAGAGAGAGAGAGAGACACACACACACACACCAACACACAGAUUGUCCACUAGAGUCGAUGCUGCUGCGUUCAGCAUUAAAACUGACAAAAAAUCUAUCCUGGAUGAUGGGUGCGAGUAAAUCGAAACCCAAGUUGUCUUACCCGUUCCUGGAAGAUGUUGCCACCAUCAGCGCAGUCAAAGAUUCCAAAGUCCUCUUCAUCCUGCGAGGCCUGCCAGGCAGUGACAAAUCCACCAUCGCCAAUAACAUUUUGAAAAAGUAUGAAUCGCUAUCCGUUGUCCUUUCCGCCGAAUCGCACCAGAUCUCACCCUUCGAGAGCUCCACUGAGGGAAGCGACGAGCGGUACGCGAAACUGGAUGAGGAGAUUCAACGUGAGCUCAAAGCUGAGAAGGGUGUCGUGGUGGUUGACGACACCCAUCACACGAGGAAACGCUUGAAUUAUCUCUUUGAUUCCGCCAAAGAGUUCUGCUAUACUGUGGUCAUCGUCCAGGCUAACAAUGAAUGUGGCAAUCAAUGCUCUGCUCUCGCCAGUAAGAACCACCCAAAGGCAUCCAAGGAUCAGCUGGAGGCCAUGAAGGACCACCUGGAGCUGCCUCUGAUACCCUAUUACUUUGGCUGGUUCUUGACGAGGGUAUCAGCGAAGCAGCUGGACCAGACCGGCGAGCAUUUUCUGGAACAACUCGCUGAGCGACGAGAAUUUUUAGAAGAAUUUGUGAAAUAUAUCGACUCAGAUGCCAAAGAAAACUUUAAUUUGCAAGAUUAUUUCCAGAAGAAGCCAAGUAUAUUGCACUGCACCACAAAAUUCUGUAAUUUUGGACAAGAACCAAACUGCGAAACGUACAUCAAAACAAAGGGCAUUGAAGAACAGUUGUCCAAGGCUUUUCAUUUGAAAAUCACAGACCUGUUCAUCACACCUCGAACAGUCGGGGCACGUGUAGUACUGACAGAAAAACAGCUUUGCUUGUGGCCAACGGACGAAAAUGAGUCCAAUGACAAAGAGGGAAUGAAACUACCCCUUGGCUCAAGAUCCCAUAUCACUUUGGCAUGCGCUCCUCACAUAAAGGCAGUACAGACAGGACGAGAUUUGCUUGAGUUUUUACAGUUGGAAGCGUGCAAAGCUCAGCCCAGUUUUCAUACCCCUGUGGAGGGAGGGGAGCUUUUGUGCUAUGAUGAGGGCAGAUGGAUACUCCAUCUCUCUAAACACAUUGAGGUGAAGAGCAUAUUCUCUGGGUCUUAUCAUAAUAAAACUGCCAACUGAACUCAGUGAGGUUUAGAUGGAAAGAGAAGGACAUAUUCUUGUGAGAAGACCUACUGGUUGGCUCACAGUUUUAUAGCCAUUCUGUAGCUAUCAAACCGACAGGCAAAAUUAAGACAACCAAUUGAGGAAGGAUUUGGAAAGCUAUUUGACAAAGAAAUCAAUGUGAGAGAUAAGUCUCUUAGGAUUUUAGUUUUGCCUUAGGACUUGCGGAUGGGUCUGUUAUGUACCUUUGUAACUCGCUUGAAAAUGAAUUAAUUGUUCUAAUGAAAGUAGAUCCACUUCCUCCAGUCUGCUUAUAGUAUAAGUUAAAUCUGUAGUUUGCUUUAAGUAUGUGAUUUAAUAAAGGGACACUGACCUUCGAAGUAAACAGCAUUUUACAAUUCGACUUAAAUGAUGUGAUUUAAAAGCAAAGUAAAAAGAAAAUCAGUUUAGUGUUACAAUUCUAGAUUUGCAGAGUUUAGUUUCUUUAGUUAGAUUGUAAGUAUUUCAGGUUCUUGCUGUAAAAGACUUCAGCUUCUGAACUAUAUAAAGCAGCUAAACAUCAGACAAAUGAGCAGUUGCAGCCAGAAGAUGAUGCUAAGCGGUUUCAUUUACUUCUGCUUUUUCGCUGUGCUUGCAUUUAAAAACCACCUGUAUUUAAAUCUCUUGAUUUCUCCAUCUACUUCUGAGUGUAACACAAAAUGUAACAUAGAAAAUUUUCUCUUGUUUUGUUGUGAUUAUUAGCUGUUUUUCACUGUAUACCAGGCCCCGAUUAUGGUCUGGUGAAAAGUUUGCUCAGAUUCAAUUGUAAACAUUUAUUAUAUUAGAAUAGUACGCUUUCAGUAAAUAUGAAGCUUUGUAUUCUGUUACUUGAUAGGAUCCAUUGGCUAAUAAUAACAUGGGUGAAUACCACUUAAGAGCUUAUGUGUGUGCAUUUGAAAGAUAACACAUUAAAUUUGCUCAAUUGUAUGUUUGGGCUAUUUUUUUCUUUACAUCCUGAUAAAGGUCGACCUUGGUUUCUGUACUACUUUACUCUUUAUGUAGUUAAAAAAAUCCACCAAUAAAAUAGUUGAAACUAA
Callorhinchus milii (elephant shark) is the source of this 2382-nucleotide messenger RNA. RefSeq names its product 2',3'-cyclic-nucleotide 3'-phosphodiesterase. The record is from RefSeq and is a predicted model, not a curated record. Gene Ontology annotation, molecular function: 2',3'-cyclic-nucleotide 3'-phosphodiesterase activity. The transcript has 4 exons. NCBI's taxonomy places the organism in Eukaryota, Metazoa, Chordata, Chondrichthyes, Chimaeriformes, Callorhinchidae. Bases 125 to 1324 code for a protein of 399 amino acids. Gene Ontology annotation, cellular component: cytoplasm; membrane. Gene Ontology annotation, biological process: cyclic nucleotide catabolic process.